Messenger RNA from Drosophila takahashii, 645 nucleotides. RefSeq lists its product as uncharacterized. NCBI's taxonomy places the organism in Eukaryota, Metazoa, Arthropoda, Insecta, Diptera, Drosophilidae. The record is from RefSeq and is a predicted model, not a curated record.
AUGUAUCGCCCAAAGCUGCAGAACGUUGGAAAUCUCCUUCUUUUAGUGCUGAUCACCUUAGUUCACCCGCUUCAUGGUAUCUUGUUAUAUCCUGCCUCAACGGUGCUGCAGCUGACCUCCUCCAUCUCCAUACCCGCCGAUCUGAACACCCGCACCAAGGUCUUCAUGGACAUGGGCUUCCAGAUGAACUAUAACCUGCCGGCCACGGUGUCCGCCUUCUACAAUGCCACCAUCUGGGCGGAUGAGCUGGCCCGCAGGCAAAAGCGUCAGUUGGGGAAUAGCCUGGAUCAGCCGGUGGAUCUGGAGGGUGGCAUGCAUCCGGGUGACUUUACGGCCGGACAACUGUACAAGGGUCUGGAGCACAUGCUGGAGACCUACGGCUUCCACAGAUCCUGUCUGCUGCGAAGCGUCUGCGAGCUGGCCCUGCAUCCCUUUGCCCAAGACCAUUUCUACGGAAUGGUCACCCAGGUCAUCACAUUCCUGCUCACACCCUCUCAACACGAAGGCUUCGCCGAGGACGAACAGCUCUAUCGUGAGAAAUACGAAAGAGCGGAGCAGAUUGGCUUCCUUGGGGGCCAAUGCCAUCGUUCAUAUCCCAGCUGUGAAAUAGACAUAAUAAACCUAGCCACCCGACUGGUCAGAUGA